GGAUACAUAAGUCUCUUUUUCGAUUCUAUAUGGCGCUCAUGAAACCGAUGAUACCAAUUCGUUGGAGAAAUGGCGACGCUUCCUCCUAUCGCGAACUUAUGCGAAAGGUGCUGCGUUCUUGAGUUUGACGAUUCUACCUGGCCGGGAGCGUAUCAAGCUGGCUCCGGUUCUAAAGGAACUCACCUUAGAAUUUCAAAGAAACAUCGGAACUACCGGUUCAAACUUGAUUAUUUUCUACUUGAUUCAGCGCCUGAGUUCCCGUGGCUCUCUGAUACAGCCGAUAAAGGAUGCGAUUUCUGCGUGAUACUGAAAAAGGUCGUGGGGAGGUACGUUCGUGAUUGCUUCGAUGAGCUGACAGUAUCCCUUUUUUAUGAGUGGUAUCGGGGUGACGACUCGAUGGAACUCGAUGGCGGAUCCUUCGGUCUUAAGUCGUUGGUAGCUGAACUUCUGUGGAUUGGGUUGGAUGAGAAAGGUGAUCACUUAAGUUCGUCGAUGUGGCUCCAAUUUGAUAUUGAUUCUCCCUCUGGCCCUUGCGCCCGAUGGUUGAGGCUUGUAAAACCCCCGUACGAAGACGCCCUAUGCUCGGAAAAUCUUGAUAUGAUACUUCAUUGCCUGAAUCAGAGCGGGCACUCCGAAAUCAGAACAUUGCCAAUCCCACAGACGAAGGCGGAAGUGUCCCCGAGAACAUUGUUGGGAGAAGUGUCUCCAAUUAAAAUGACCAGGUAUCCAACCCGCCUAAUCGACAUAGGAGGCGGAGGAGGCGUAUCAUGCCGACUUAUCGAGACGGGUUCCAAUACUAAAUUUAAGGAUUCUAUCUUGGUUCCAUACACUACUCUAAGCUAUUGUUGGGGACCUGAAGAGGAUAGCCUUUUGCAAUUUAAGACGGAACGAAAGUCCUUGCAACAACGGUUGAGUGGGUUCGAAAUUCAUGAAGUUUCGCCAAUCGUUCGUGAUGCCAUCCGCGUCACACAGGCCCUAGGUAUACGAUACCUCUGGGUAGAUGCGCUCUGUAUUAUCCAGGACGACAGACAAGAUUGGGCUAGAGAGUCAACACGCAUGUCCCAUGUGUACCGGAAUGCGACAGUGACGAUUUGUACACCGGCUUCGACAUCUUGCCAGCAAGGAUUCCUCGCUAGAAAUUGGAUCGCUACGAGGUUGAGAUUUCAGUCGCAGAUUAACAAGGCAGUAGUUGGAUCCUACACGAUCAGAUUUAUUGGCGACGUGAUCCACCCCUUCCGUGCGGCCGUCGACUGCUUGACUUUCUCCCUUUCGUAUAGCCAGUGGAACUUACGUGCCUGGGUCCUUCAAGAAUACGAAAGUUCGCAGAGGGUGCUCGUUUUUGGUAGAGCGAGAGUGCAUGUCAUAACCGAAAGCGGUGCGCAAUCGGAAUCAAGCAAAAGGGUAGAACCAUCGAUCACCGCUUGUGGAACCAAGUACAUUAAAAAUGACGAACGCGAUGCCGAGACGGCGUACCUGAAUUGGCUAAAUAUAGUAGAAGAGUACUCUCUUCGGAAGCUAACCGACCCUUUAGAUAGACUCCCGGCGAUUUCUGGGCUUGCAACUACGUUGCAUCCCGUAAGAUACCUAGCGGGACACAUGAUCCCCUAUAUUGACCUAUUUUGGACUACACUCAUUUCAUUCGAUACUUUACAUUUGACGAGGGAAAUGCUAUUGGACUCACUACAGUCUCGAUACGCGUACGUCGCACCGUCUUGGAGUUGGGCAAGCCGCGGUCAACCGAUCGAAUUCGGCGAGAGACGAUUUAAAGUACUUUCGGGGCCGGACCCCGCGCCCGUUGAGCAAGAAUGCGAAUUGGAAGGAUGGACGUCGUUGACGAGUGAUUCGCCGUUUGGUCGCGUAUCGAAUGGUUGUAUUACUAUUCGCGGUGUGAUUGUUCCCUUUCAAUUUCAGAUGCGAUCGUUCGUGAGGGUAGGCUCGCACGAUAUACCAUGGCGGGCAUCCGAAGACGGCGAAUAUGUCGCCGAUAUAAGCCUUGACUGGAACGAGUCUGGAGGAAGCGAGUCUUUUAAGGAGUUAUCGUUGGUCUUGAUCGGAAGCCGCCAGGUGGAGGACGAUCUCUCCUGGGAUCCUGUCCAGAUCGUAUACGAACAUGAGAUCAAAGAUGAUGGGCCAAAUUUGAAUUUACGAGAUCCUACCAUGGAUAUGUGGGUCAUUGGAGGAAUCCCCGAUGCCUCCCAUCUCGGAUCGUCGAAGGGGAAGUUUGGAUAUGAUAAUGGACGGUUGGUAUACGGAAUGUCUUCAACAAAGUCAGCAAAAACCAAACGGCACCACGACCAACCGCUGGAUAACGCGACGGGAGGAAAAGGCAACGAAAUGGGGGGAAAGAUUAGGGAAGCCUUAUACAGUGAAACCGAAGCUCAUACGAAGUUAUUAAGUCUGAACUCGAACGAUAGACAAGCUUCGGAAUCAGGAUUGAGCAAAUCCGAUGAUAGAUACGCCUAUGGUCUUGUCAUCCAUCCCGCGUCAGAACCAGGGAAAUACCUCCGGGUUGGGGUAUUCCACUCCGUGCCACGGGAACGUGGUGGGUUGCAAUACUUUCGGAAGUAUCCGACGCGGACGGUGGAGAUCAUAUAGCCUCGUAGGUAUGGGUUUAGUCUUCAUAACCGCCCAAACUUGGGAAUGAAUUUCUCAAAAGGGCCGAGAAGCCUCAGUGUUCAGAUUUAUUUGACUGGCAUGGGGCCGAAUGGUUGAUUGUACUUAUAAGUAUGACCUACUGAUGAAGAACUUACAUGUAUGAAGAGAUAAUAAAACGUGUUGUGUUAGGAUAUAUCCCACGCCAGGUUUUAUUUGAGACUGUGAGCGAGACGUAGCGGGCUGUGUCGAUGUUGCCUCACCUAUUUUUCCGAGAAAAAAGGUCGCCAAAUUCGAUCGCUACGAAUUAAUCGUGCUAAUGAAAUUAGGUACCUAGGUAGUUAGGUAAUUAAACCAAUUGUGCUUAGUUCUGAAGCACGUAGAUCCGUACGUGUGAAUGGCGUAGAAGGGUGGUGUUGAAAAAGGAAAGAAGUG
Molecule: messenger RNA, 3027 nt
Organism: Hypoxylon trugodes
Lineage: Eukaryota; Fungi; Ascomycota; Sordariomycetes; Xylariales; Hypoxylaceae
Product: HET-domain-containing protein
Exons: 3
Coding region: 70-2595 (841 amino acids)
Source: RefSeq, a predicted model, not a curated record